Messenger RNA from Aedes aegypti (yellow fever mosquito), 2677 nucleotides. Its product is annotated as protein embryonic gonad. The transcript is spliced from 3 exons. Gene Ontology annotation, molecular function: sequence-specific DNA binding; zinc ion binding; DNA-binding transcription factor activity. Lineage: Eukaryota; Metazoa; Arthropoda; Insecta; Diptera; Culicidae. The record is from RefSeq and is a predicted model, not a curated record. The coding region runs from base 1243 to 2268 and encodes 341 amino acids. Gene Ontology annotation, biological process: regulation of DNA-templated transcription.
UUCUCCGUUACACAUCUCUCUCGGGCUUCGCACGAAUUCGUUCUGGUGGUUCCGUUUACCAACGUGUGGUGUGUUAGCGCAGCAGAUCAGAGCCGAGCGAUAGAUCGAUGUUUUUCGAGCUGCUGCCUUUUUGGAAGGUUCCGAGAGUACGAGCGAUAGAGCAGCGCAUCUUGAACAUUUGAAGAAGUUCGUCGCUUGGAGGCGCGCAAGUCUCUCGAGUCGCGGGAUUGUUUGCAGUUGCGCUUAUUCUGUUUAUCGGUUAGUGACAAGUGCUUAAAAGGGGUGACCUUGCCUUGAGAAGAUCGUGUCGAUCGGAUUCUGAUGGAUUUAUGCACGCUGAACCUGAGUUUCCGAGCCGUUGAGUUCUACAUGCUAAUGAAGUGGCUGCAGGGGCUUCGUGCACUGUGUUCAAUGAGUUUGCGCACCCAUUGUGGUUAAUUAUCUACGGAUUAGUGUCAACUGAGUGCAAUUGACCAACUGAAACGGUGUGGACCUCCGGCAUUGAAUGCCACGUGCCUUCCGACGACUCAGCGAAGACUUCCUACGGCAGUGCUACGAAAGCGGACAAGUGCUACAUAAUUCCGCGAGAAGUGUACAGAGUGAAUAAAUUGUUCUUUAUUUGCUUGUACUGGCAUCUUCAUUACAUGGUGUUACAUUUCAUUAUCUUGUAGCUCGUGUUGUCGUAGUCGUCUUGUUCGCGGUGUGCGUACUCUUCCCAUACCUCUGAUCCACCCAUUGGCUCCAGUUGAAACAAGCUCUGGUUUUCUUCCGUGGAAGUGAUUACCGACAACAACAUUAUUCGUUUGUACUUUGGGCACGUGCUUCGGAGGGGAUUUAUUAACUUGGGUGGCAUAAUAUGUUGCUCCACUAAUGAGCUCCACCAGUGGAAACGCGUAGCCAAGCAGGAAAAGUGACCCGAAGAAAGUGAUACUCGACCUCGGUGUGUUCAAGUGAUCAAGAUUUGAAUCUUCUCCGUGCUUGUUCAUAAUAGCGCGCAAAUAACAACAGUCGUCGGGAAGGUUACCGCCAAAUCUGCGUGCUUUAAUUAGCAAGAUCGAGACGAGAAGUUUGAAGUUUUUGCCUUCGUUUAGGUCUCUAUUUUCGACUUACUUGGAGCCGCUGGUAAACUGCACUGUGGUGCUUUUUUUUCGUGUGUGUGGACUUUUUUGCAAGUUCAAGAAGACCCGGCAUAAGCUGCUACUUCCUGGAUUGGACCGCGAGCAGAUUCCGAUCGCAAACAAGAUGAAUCAACAGUGUAAGGUGUGCGGCGAACCGGCCGCUGGCUUUCAUUUCGGAGCGUUUACCUGUGAAGGAUGCAAGUCAUUUUUUGGUCGCACGUACAACAAUUUGUCAUCGAUUUCGGAAUGCAAAAACAACGGCGAGUGUGUCAUCAACAAGAAGAAUCGCACCGCCUGCAAGGCGUGUCGGCUGCGUAAAUGCCUGGUCGUGGGGAUGUCCAAGAGCGGUUCCCGAUAUGGUCGACGGUCGAACUGGUUCAAGAUCCAUUGUUUGCUCCAGGAGCAGCAGGCCCAUAAAAACAACAAUAAUAACAACAAUAGCUUGACCAGCAAUAACAAUGACACUGGAAGCAGCAAUAAUAACAGCACAAGCAACAAUGGGAGCAGUAACAACACCUCACCCAGUUUGCUUCCAAAUGGAUUUCUGCCAGCAAACUUCCUUUCUAGCUUAUGCAACAAUAACAACAACGUAACAUUGAAAAAAGAAUUGAAGAGACCCAGUUCACCGAGUGAUUCAGGAGCGUCAUCAGCAGAUCCGGAGGAAAGUUCCAGCUUCAAAGACCCCUUCCAUGGAAACAGCAAUCGAACGAUCUCACCAAAGGUUGAAUUUCCGGAAGUAACCCUAACCAAAAUCAACCCUAAAGUCAGUCGGACAUCCUCGACAUCAUCGUGUUCAACCAACACCACUACGGAUAGCUUUCGACCGCUGUUGGAUCGAAUCUCGCCGUAUCUCCCACACGGGCCUUAUCGACCGGAAACCACUCCGUACUUCCCCAUGCCCUUCGCAAUGCCUCCGGUGUCUCUCGCACUGAUCGCCACUGGGAAGCAUGACAACGAGCAACAUGAACCCAUAGAUCUUUCCAUGAAGUCAAAGUCAUCGAACUCAUCUGGAUCUCCGCUCCGGUUAGGAUCGACCUCUCCACUGAUAGCCGACGUCGACAACUCGGACGAUCUGGCAUCUUCAGUGGAAGUUCCCCGUCCAGUGCCGUUGGACUUGACUUUCACACGAUCAAAAACCUUAUCUGGAUGAUAGUGAUUUAUUGUAAUUUAUACUCAAAGUACUUGAAGUAAGAUGUGAUUGACUAAUUAUUAUUAUCUAAUUAAAUUCUAGCAUUGAAAACUAGAACCCGAACACGCCACAGCGCCAACAUAGUGCCCACAUUAUUCAAGAACAAUACAUACACAAAAAGAUCCUCGCACUUGGAAGUUGUAAUAUAUGGGCAUAGCAGAAGGACAUGUUUUCCUAAAUUAACACUAAAUUAUAAUACGUCUUUCACCACCAAUGUACUGGCCAGUUAUUUCAAGUCACUUCCUCACACUAAGCAAGGAAGAACAAAUUAUAAAUGCUCAGUGAUUUUGCGUAUACAUUUUAAGCCAUAGUAAGCAACCCAGUGAAACGUAAACUGUAGCCAGUAAGGGGACCAAUUUGCCAGUUUUAG